Messenger RNA from Drosophila ananassae, 1644 nucleotides. RefSeq lists its product as uncharacterized. Gene Ontology annotation, biological process: cobalamin metabolic process. The coding region runs from base 465 to 1220 and encodes 251 amino acids. Lineage: Eukaryota; Metazoa; Arthropoda; Insecta; Diptera; Drosophilidae. The record is from RefSeq and is a predicted model, not a curated record. The transcript has a single exon.
CAUUAAGGAAAAUACUUUGAAUCGUUCGUGCUUUUCGGAGUUAAUCCCACUUUCUAAUAUUGUGUUUUUGUUCUAAGGGAGAAGUAGGAUACCUAGUAGCCCGAUGUAAAGCAUUCGGACCUGGGCAGGAGCAGUUUCAAACCAGAAUCGCACACGCACAGAGGAAAACUGUCAACGAGACAGAGCUCCAAAUCGGCCAGUCACAUUCUUUACCUAGAUUUUAUCACAAAUAGUCGAACAACAAAUGAUCAAAAUUUAUCCAAUUCUAUAAGAUUUUAUGUGUACAGUAGUAGUAGUUGUCGUGGUCUGCGGUCUCGUCUAAAAUUUCAUUUAAAAACAAAAAUAUUUAUUUAUUUUUUCUUUUUUUUUGGAGAAAAAUCAAACGAGCAGAAAAGCCUUUUCCGAUUGUAGGAUUCUAGGCUCAGGACACACGACACACGGUUAAGAGUAGAAAGGACAUUGAAAUGCAUACUCUGCGGACGCAGGUCAACAGCCUGGUGAUGCGCCAGGGACUCGUGCGGUGCCAAUUGCGCCGCGCCAGUGGCAGCAGCAGCUUCCCCGAGCUGGCCUUCCCCGAGGACCAGGAGGAGAUCGAGCCGGAGGACGAUGAGAACGCAAUGGAGCAGCAUCUACCGAUCCUGCGCAGCCGUCACACCGAUCUCUUCUACAUGCCGAAUUGCGUUGGCCCGGCCUACCAGGGACUCAUCUCAUCGGCCGAGCAGCCCUAUGCCACCGCCUACUAUCCGGAGGAGAAACACAUCGAGAACUCGCUCGGAGUCGGUGGCAUUCUGCCGCCCACCGACAUGUGGGUGGUGGCCUGCCCCAAGCUGCUGGCGGCCUACAUGCGACGUUUGUUCCAGCACCCCUAUGCCCGUUUCUGCAGCGCGAUGAACUUCAGCAUGAUCGGUCUGCGGUUCCACGGCAUGGACACAGAGAGCGCCCUGCGCUCCUUCGUUCUCCUCGCCAGCUACAAUGCUCGCGAAAUCAUGUACAAUGGCUACUGGGCCGACUUCAUCAAUCCGUUGACUGGACGCGCCCACUUCCGGGCCUCAAAUUCCAACCGGAAGAAGAACUGCCCCGAGGCGGAGAUCCUGCGCAAGGGCAUGGUCCUGUCCAAUGCCAACGGGUGUACGGUGAUCGAAGAGGCGAAGGACGACCAGUUCACCGGCUGCAUCUUCACGGACACUCCACUGAAGGUGCUGGAGUCGUGGUGCGUGUAGAGAGUCGAGUCGAGUCGAGUCGAGUCGAGCCGAGCCGCUGCUGCUCCUUUCCAUGUCUCUGUUGUGUACGCAUUAAAAGUCCGUUUUGAGGCCGAGGAGAAUUUCGGAAAAAAUUCACGUAGUAAAGUUUUGAAUACCUUUCGAUCCUGCCCCAGUAAAUUUCAAGUUAUUUUUCUAUUCUAUCCACACAACCUGGAAGAGAGUACCUGGAAGGAACAAUCCCCCGGUUGCUAUUCUAUAUUUUUUUUUGUAUAUCUGAGCGAGCAACUGAGGACAAGGAAAGGAUGCGAAGGACCGUCGGAUAUUCGUAUAAGAAUUGUUUUUGUAAUUUUGGAUAAUAUAUGGAGCAAUAUUACAAAUUAAAAAGGGCAGGACUUCAUUCACUUAGUUUCGAACCGAAUAAAUUGAAAGGAUAGUCUGCGUA